Molecule: messenger RNA, 2797 nt
Organism: Schistocerca piceifrons (Central American locust)
Lineage: Eukaryota; Metazoa; Arthropoda; Insecta; Orthoptera; Acrididae
Exons: 5
Coding region: 352-2547 (731 amino acids)
Source: RefSeq, a predicted model, not a curated record
UUGCUCGCUGCGGACGCGCGCUCCGCCGACUACGACGACGCGCCGACGGACAUCAGGCAAUCUCCUCGCAGCUGAUAACCGAUACCGUGGGGCGGGUCACUCGUGUUGCGUCACGCGCCUUUUUAUUUCUCUCAAGUGGACAUAGGGAAGAUAGCCGCGGCUGUCGCCCAGUGCUUCUUUUCCGCCAGAGGCGCGAGACAGGAGACAGGUGUCUGUGUGCGCGGGUGCUCCACCCAGCGACUGCCUGCAGUUGCCGAGUGACAGAAACGAGAGAGAGCAGUUCCGUUUGUGGCAGUUCGAGGGCUUGCCAUCACCGUUCCGACAAAGACGUCCUCCGAGAGUACAAGCAGCAUGGGAUACCGCCUACUCGUCUUGUGGACGAUAAGCUGUCUCUGCAUCCACUCGUCACUAUGCGAGGUCAAGCGACAGUAUCACAGUGAGGAAGAAUUUGAUAAUGGCGAAGGGCAUUGGGCUGUUCCUGACAGUGUAGCUUUGGAGGCUGCAGACAUGUUGAAUACCAGUAACAGACAACCAGGAGAUUUUGUUAAUGCAACUGAACUUGUUGAAAGUCCCCAUGUAGUUGACCUUGGUGGAAAAACACAUGAAGAAAGUGGAAAUACGACGACCUCACCAAUGGAAGAGACAUGUAAAGUACCAAUAGACUGGCUAAAAGGCUUUCAAGAAAUAAUUAAGGAUUACAGAUUCUCGGACGACUGGUUAAAGAAUCCAAGGGGUGUGCCCCUGAUAGACUGCAGUGCUUUAGUGAUCAACACAGAAACAAAGCUUCAAUGCCCUCUGCCAUCAGUCAACAAAACAAAUGAAACAAAUGUCUCAAGUUUUACCAUCAGUCUAACAGAUGUGGACAUAAACUUUUCAGAUGAUGUAAAUUUUCCUCUUUGUCCACUAUUAGAGAAACUUCUCAAUCCAACAUUCAAUUGCUCUGAUAGGAUAGAGGGCAAUCUGAGAAUCACAGUGUGCCAUAUUCCAAAGCAGUGGCUAAAAGACCAAACUAUUAUAACAAAACUCAACUGCACAAACAAUGGAAAUACAACAACUGGAACAGAAACAUGUAUAAUUUCCAAGGAAAUCGUCCAGAAAAAUAUGACCCAUAUGAUGGACUGUGAAUCCUCAGAUGACAAUGGAAUAGAGUGUUUAGUCCCCAAAGGAUGGCUGAAAUAUAAUGUAUUUUCCAUUUUGUCUUGCACUGAGCAUGAAAAUGAUACUUUAAGGAAUUGCCUAUUUCCAAACAAUUUAAUAACUACUGAUACCCCAACGGAAAACUGUGCAACUACAAAAGAUGGCAAUUCAACAGACUGUCCUAUUUACACUGGCAUAAACUGUACAAAAAAUAGUAAUACCACAAAAUUACAGUGUUGGACACCACACGAAUGGCUGGCAGAAGUGGACAAUGCAGCAAAAUUAAAUUGCACAAAUGCUAACAACAACAGUACACAGAAAGUCUGUAGUAUUCCAAAAGAAUGGCUACGAGGUCAACUGGAAAAUUCCAGUGAAAAUACCACUGGAAAUACCACUAAUGAAACAAUAUGUUACAUUCCUAAGCAGCUGUUAAAUGACAAGAGUAACAUGACUCAGCCAAACUGUUCAUCAGAUAAUCUUACGAUGACUUGCCAGAUUCCAAAUGAAGCCUUCAACAUCACAACAAUGUGCCCACUGUUUGAAGAAAUUAAAGAAACAUCAGAUGCACUACGUUGUGUGAUACAGUAUGAAGGAAAUUUCACCACUUUUGUUUGUCCCGAAUCAGAAGAUCAAGCAUUACAGAAUGAGACAGAAAGCUGUAACACAUCAACAGAAGUACUAAACAUCAGUUCUACAGAUGCUGAGACAGGAACAGAGGACAGUUCUACUACAGAGGAUACAAAAACCAACUCCAGCCAAACAACAGAACAAUAUCAUGCAAAUGUGGACAAUUCUUCUGAAAUAUCUACGGUAGCAGUGCCAUACCUCGUAGACACAACUACAGAAAGUCAUUCUAAUUCCAACAACGUAUCAGUAAAGCUUAACACUGUAAAAGAUGAAGAUGCAUCAAGUGGAGGUGUGAACUAUGAAGAAACUGAGCAUAAUCAAGGCAGUGAAAUAGAAAUAGCUCAGUCAAGCAAUGAACCAAAUACUAAAAUUUCUCCAGCUGCACCUGGGCAGGCAGAGUCAAAGUCAGAUUCAGUACACGAGAACGAGGUUGUACAGUAUGAGGCAGCUGCUGCAUUGUCACAGCUACACACUGCACACACACAUGCUACAGUAAAUGAACAAACAGUUACAUUUUUACGCCCCACAGAAUCUGCAGCCAUACUUGUUGGGGUAUUCAUUGCAUUUGCUGUGCUAGGGUAUGCUGGACUGCUGAUAUGGAGAAGAAUGCUUGAGAAACGUUAUGGAAACAGACAGCUCCUAAUAAAUGAAGAUGAUGAUUUCAGCAAUGCAAAUAAUUUUGAGAUGCCAAUGUAUGAACUGCAAGAGCGUUUUUGGCCACGGGGGGUUGACAGGGGAAUCUCAAGUUGUGACAACACACAGAAGUCACUUAACAAGAAAUAAACCUGUUGAUGAUGUGAUCCUGCAUGCAGGUUCUUCAAUGUCCCAGCAUAUCUGUGAUACUUACGUGUGAAUGUGUGUGUUCUGUGAUGAACUGAAAUAUAGUGCUAUUUAAGUUAAAGUCAUGUACAUAUUAAAUUACAAAUAAAAGUUGCAAAACCCUUUGGCUUUUUCAUGUUUAACAUAAAGCGUGUAUGUACAAUUUUCAUACAAAAUUGUCUUUUAUUAAAUAUUAGAAUUUCAAGAUUUCUGA